AUGAAUAAGCAAGGGUGUAAAUGGUUCAAUUCUCUAUGGUUUCAUUUUCCCGACGAAUUGAAAGAUAAUGAAAAUUAUAAAUUUUCAUAUGGUGAUCAAAAUUUCAAACAGUAUUGUACUAAUAAUAGUUGUGAUAGUAAUCUCGAAAAAAUUAAUGCUGCAUGUUUAUAUUUGUUUAAUGCAUUCUUUGGAAAUCAUAAUUCGUUUAAAACUAAUGCAAAAAAUAACUUCGAUGUUGUUGAUUACAUUAUUAUAUGGUUAAGUUAUAUGCUAAGCCUAAAACAAGAAAACGGAAUCAAUAAAUUAAAUGACUUCUAUACUAACCAUAUAGCAACAAAUGCGCAUUAUAAUAAUACAAUACAUGGUAUUAGAGAUUAUAAAUGUUAUAAGCAAAUCAUAGAUAAAAAAAAGGAUUUUUUGGAUAUUGAUAUAAAUAAUAAUAUUAUAUCUAAAUUUUAUGAAGCAUUUAAAUUAUUAUAUGAAAUGUAUUAUGCAUUUGAUGGAAGCACGUCAAAUUGCAAAAAAUGUUCGAAAAAUGUUAAUCAAUUUGUUGAAACAUAUGAAAAUCUUUACAAAAAUUAUAAUAACACUGAUAGUAUUCCAUAUAAAAAAAUAUUGUUUACAUUAUCAACUGAUUAUAAUAAAUUAAAAAAUGAAUGUAACGGUAUUCAAUCCUUUCCAUCGAUAGAAACAACAAACAAUUUGGUAAAAAUUUCUGAACAACCUUCUGCACAAAUUUCUGCAACUGAUUCUAAACAAACUGUAAAAAGUUCUGAAGUUACAUCAUCAAGUUCGUCGAUAGUAAGCAAAUUAAUUUCAAUUCCAUUUAUAUUUGUUGCAACGUUAAUUUUUUUGGGAAUUUCUUAUAAGUAUUCGUUAUUUGGAUUUCGGAAACGACCUCAAAAACAACAAAUAAGAGAAAAGCUAAAAAAAUAA
This is a messenger RNA of Plasmodium yoelii, 936 nucleotides long. Its product is annotated as PIR protein. The transcript has 3 exons. Bases 1 to 936 code for a protein of 311 amino acids. The record is from RefSeq and is a predicted model, not a curated record. Lineage: Eukaryota; Apicomplexa; Aconoidasida; Haemosporida; Plasmodiidae.